Molecule: messenger RNA, 2002 nt
Organism: Paramuricea clavata
Lineage: Eukaryota; Metazoa; Cnidaria; Anthozoa; Malacalcyonacea; Plexauridae
Source: the annotation of a GenBank genome assembly
AUGGGAAAACUAGGUAUGCAAUGCUGCAGUUUCGGUUGCAGCAAACAGAAAAAGAAUGUUAAGGGAGAUCUGUUACGAGGUGAUAGUGAGGGAAGUGCAGAUGAUGAAUCAAGAUUAAAACGAAAGCUACCUCGGUCCUUUCAUGGUAAGUGUCCUGUUCAUUAUGGAGCAAAACUUUUUAAUAUUUUCAUCGAUAAGUUACAGUCAAGUGUUUUUUUUUUUUAAGUGGCACAGUGUUGUACAUCUUGUAAAUAAUAAAGAUUAGGGUCAUUGACAUUGUUAUAUUUUGCUGGAAUACUAACUAGACAAUACAAGAAUCUAUAAUUAUAAUGGCUUAAGGAUAUAUUUGAUGUUUCAUUUACAAAGAUUUCCACAACCAACCCAGAAAAAAAGCGAAAUGGUUGAAAAAUAUAUGUCGCGAGGAUUGGAUGCCUAGCAGUCAUUCCAGAAUCUGCUCAGAUCAUUUCCAAGAGAAAUACAUAAACAGGACUGGGUUGGUUGCUAAGUUAAGAGAAGAUGCAGUGCCAACAAGCUUCAAAAACUUUCCAAAGCAUUUAAAGAAGGUAACAGGUUUAAAAAAAAAUAAACUUUUAUAGUCUUUCUUUAGAUUUUUUGUUUAAUUUAAUGGGAAAAAUAUAUGGUCCAAGUUUUUAAAGUAAAUAAUACAAAAAUAGUAGGAUAUUACAUAUAUUCUUAUUAAAAUGGCUAGUUUUUAUGAUAAAUUCAUGAUUUAUAUAAAGCAUCAAUAGUCAAUACCACUCUAUCUUAAAAUCAACUAAACCCUUUCCAAAAUACAUGGAUAUUUUAAAACAUGACAUAGAAAGCUGGAUUUUAUAGGAAAUCAAAAAUCGAAAACCACCAGCUAAACGAACGACCAUGUCCAGUUGAUGAUGAGGACAGCAGCAAUGAUGUACCACAAAAACCACCAGCUAAACGACCACAUACAGUUGAUUGUGGGGAAAACAGCAAUUAUGUACAUCAAAUGCAAUCAUGUCCGGAUGUACAGAGCACCUCAUCACCAAAUAACAACCAUGAUGUUUCACCUAGAAAAUUGAAAAAAAAAAAGCUUAAAAAUGCAAAUCAAAAGGUCACUAAGUUGCAGAAAAAAUUGAAAGUGUCACAGCAGAAGUCCCGUCGACUGAAGACCAAAGUAAUAAAUUCCUUGAAGGCUAUCACUAAACAACUGCAAGAAAAAAAUUUGAUAACCUUGACUUGUGAAGAAAUGCUGGAGCACAACUUUUCUGGUGUUCCAGUUGCACUGCUAAAAAGAAUGAAUUUAAGGUCAGGAAAGGGGAGCAAGUAUUCACCAGAACUAAAGUCUUUUGCAUUAACCUUACAGUUCUAUUCUUCAAAAGCAUAUGAAUUUGUCAGGGAAACUUUCAACUUAGCACUUCCUCAUCAAGUUCAAGUGAGAAAAUGGGUAUGCUAAAAUUCCUGCCGAGCCUCGGUUCACAGAGCCUACAUACCAAGCACCCAAGUUUAAGGUUGAAGAAGCACAGAAGAAAGGCCAAGAGGUGAUCUGCUCUCUUAUGCUCGAUGAAAUGGCUAUGUCUCAUGGGAUGGUAAAAAGUUCAGAGGAUAUGUUGAUGUUGGUAAUGGAGUUGAUGAGAUUGAUUCAUCUCCAGUUGCAAAAGAUGCUCUUGUGUUAAUGGCAGUUGCUAUCAAUGGUUCCUGGAAAGUUCCUUGCGGCUAUUUUUUUGUCGAUGGUCUAAGUGGGAAAGAGCGAGCAAAUCUUGUGAAAGUCUGUAUCAAGAAGCUUUCAGAUGUUGGGGUCAAUGUAGUGUCUCUAAUUUGUGAUGGUCCAUCAUGUCACUUUACUAUGUUACAACAGCUUGGUGCAUGUCUCAAGAUUGAAAAUCUUCAAUGCUAUUUUGUUCAUCCUCUAGACAAGACUAAGAAGUUAUAUGUUCUGUUAGAUGUAUGCAAUAUGUUGAAGCUGGUCAGAAACACUCUUGGCUUGUAUGGUACUUUGGUUGACAAAGAUGGUGGCAAAAUUUGCUGA